Molecule: messenger RNA, 502 nt
Organism: Homalodisca vitripennis (glassy-winged sharpshooter)
Lineage: Eukaryota; Metazoa; Arthropoda; Insecta; Hemiptera; Cicadellidae
Product: cytochrome b5-like
Exons: 1
Coding region: 89-358 (89 amino acids)
Cellular component (GO): intracellular membrane-bounded organelle; membrane
Molecular function (GO): heme binding
Source: RefSeq, a predicted model, not a curated record
UGUCAAUAGCAACACAACAUUCUAAUCAAAUCAAAAGCAUACUUUGGUGGUUGUAAAAUGUAAAUUUUUCGUUUUUAUUUAAAGUGUAAUGCUCUCGAUGGAAAAUACAAAACAGUAUACUUUCUCACAAAUACAGGAGGAGAAUAUGAAGAGCAACAACAAUUUGCUAGUCGUCCAAAAUAGUGUCUACAAUGUCUAUUCGUACCUGAGAGAACAUCCUGGGGGAAGCCAUAUCUUGGUCAAAUACAAGAAUUUAGAUGCAACUGGAGUGUUUCUUGCUGUUGGCCACUCCUCUGACGCCGCCGAACUCAUGCAGACAUUUAAAAUCGGUGAACUUGUUGAGUCCGAGAAGAUGUAGGAAGAAAUAUUCCACGCUUGACUUAACUCGUGAAAUCAUGUAAAGUAGACGUGCCCACAUUUACUAUAAUGAUUUACUGUAUAUUCAGUCAUAUUUUAAUAAUAAGUGCAUUGCAGUAAUAAAAUAUAGUGUUUAUAAAAAGUG